Messenger RNA from Aphanomyces invadans, 2288 nucleotides. RefSeq lists its product as hypothetical. The transcript is spliced from 9 exons. Bases 170 to 2182 code for a protein of 670 amino acids. Gene Ontology annotation, molecular function: protein binding. The record is from RefSeq and is a predicted model, not a curated record. Lineage: Eukaryota; Oomycota; Saprolegniomycetes; Saprolegniales; Verrucalvaceae.
UUUUGAUUGAGAGCGCCAUGCAGCGAACGCUGCGGCAGUCGCGGCAGUCGGGGGUGCUGAACCUGUCUGCGCGCGAUCUAAAAGACAUCCCUGAGGCAGUGUUCUAUCCGACUAAGUGCAUGGAGUCAGUACGUUGCCGCAAGGUGACGAUGUAAGAUCACGGACUCGCAUGUGGUCUUCACAGGAUGAAAACCUAUGGGAAUGCCGAGACCUUGUAAAGCUUGAUUUGAGCUACAACGAUCUCGUGACGGUCCCGCAAGACGUCGAACACCUCCAAGCACUGACGUGGCUCAAGUUGAAGCAAAAUCAGCUCACGGACGUGCCACCUCAGCUUGGUUCUUUAACAUCCCUGGUGAAUUUGGACUUGAGCAAGUGCGCAAUGCACGAUAUCGCACGACCUCAUAUCACUCACUCGUUCUGUUUUAUCCCUAGCAACAAACUCACGCAAGCACCAGCAUUCCUCGGACUACUUGUUCAGCUCCGCGAGCUUUCGCUUAGCGCCAACGGACUUAGGUCGCUUCCCGACGACUUUCAACACCUCGGGCAGCUCGAGAUUUUGUCGAUCCACGAAAAUGAGCUCACCCACCUCCCCAGAUCUAUUGAGAAUCUCGCUAAGUUGCGCGAGCUCAGUGCCCAUCAGAACGCGCUUGUGUCGUUGCCUCCACUGUCGUCGCUCGUGCUUCUCGAGACGUUGAAUUUAAGCAAGAACAAACUCACAGAAGUUCCAUCACUGGAGCCCUUGUCUCGUUUGAAGUCCUUGGAUCUGCGACAGAAUCGUCUGAACAUCAUGCCUCUCCUGCCGUCGCCGUCCGUGCUGGCCAUCGUGUUCCUGGGCCACAACCGCCUGCACACGUUGGACCAACUCGACAAGCUCGCACCUGCUCUGACUGUCUUGGACGUUCGGUGCAACCAACUCGAAGUCGUCCCUUCCACCAUCGCAUCUCUCGUCCACCUCAAGUCGUUGGAUGUCUCCAACAACAACUUGGCUGAGCUGCCGAACGAGUUAGGCCGGUUGGCCUCACUGAACCAUGUGCUCUUGGACGGCAAUCCACUUCGAUCGAUACGCCGAUCUGUUAUUGCUGGCGGAUGUGUCGCAUUGAAGAACUACCUCGCCGCACGAGACUCCCAAUCGAGUCAGUCGCCCAUGGAAGCUGCGACGGUAUCCAUCGAUGGUGCUGGCAUCCCAGACUACUUGCUUCGUGACGGCUGUGCAUCGGGCGUACUUGAUCUCACGAAUCGACGGAUGCUCGAUAUAUCCCAGGUUGCGAUGGCGCCCCGCCUUGGCGCGACCUUGGUGCAUUUGAAUGUAUCGCAGAACGGACUCAAGGAAUUGCCAGCCAACCUCAACAACCUGCACUUGCUUCAGUCGCUGACAGCUGAAGACAAUUACCUCACGCACGUACCCGUGGAUGUCGCCGAAUUGACUCGUUUGCGGUCCCUGCGGUUGCAGAAGAAUCGCCUGACUGACUCUGCGAUCCGCACAAUUAUCGAGUCGACAGCACCAAUCCGAUACACGUUGGUGGAGUUAGACCUGCGACACAAUAAUUUGACGGCGGUGCCGCCUGGUCUGUCGGCAUUUCAAGCGCUCGACACGCUCCUCCUCUCGUUCAACAAAAUCACAACGCUGGACGGUGUGCAAUGGACCAACAUGACCAAGCUGACGACGCUUCUGGUCUCCAACAACCUCCUGGCGUCCCUCGGAUCUGUCCAUGAAGCGCCGUCGUUGACAUCGUUCAAUGUUGAAAACAACGACCUCAGCCACAUCCCGUCUGCCCUCGGCAGGGCGCCGCACCUCAACUUGUUGAACAUUCAAGGCAAUCCGCAACGACAGAUUCGGUCCACACUUGUCCUGCGCGGUCCGCAAGCCGUCGUCCAGUUCCUCCGGGAGCUGGAAACCCCUCCGAUCUCAACGGCAGCAUCGAAACGAACUGUGGACAACAUGGAUGGCUUGGCGGACGUGAAGUCACCCCCAAAGAAAAAGUCCUUUCAGCCAGUUGGCGCCACGGUUGUGCCUCAAACACCUGCAAGGCCAGUCCGAUUAGAAUCCCUGAACCAACAAAUUCGGGCUGCCGAAGAGGAACUAGACGGGUUUGGGGUGUCAAAUGCCAGAGCAGCUGCGUUGAAGAAGGAACUGGCCAACUUACGGGCUCAACAGCAGCGCAUGGCGAGUGAUCCGUCCUAGCGAGUCGCAUGUCAUUCGUCAACGAUUGAAUUGAGCACCGCGUCCAGAGAUGUCGACUUGGCGUGUGGGGCCACAAAUCCACCACCACUUGAGAAAUGAACCUACA